UAAUCGAUUUUAUAAUAUAUUUAUUCAGAGCUUAGAAUUUAAGUUCAUUUUCACAAAUAUAUGUGUAAAAAAUAUGCACGAACAAAUGAGGCGUAAACACCUUAAGUGAGGAUCGAUAAAUAUGGAUACUAAUAUGCUAUAAGAAAAAAAAAGGGUGUUCCAUGUCAAAUCCACAUUUAUAUACAGGGCAAUCGCCUAACUCUUUUACCAACAAUGAAGGUGUACAUAAUGAUUCCGUUCUGCAUGUUUACUUACCGAACAAAACUUCUCGAUCAAUUGUUUUUAACGAAAAUAACACCGUACGCAAUAUCAUCGAGGAAACAAUCCGCACUUCAUAUGCUGGCAAUAACGUGAACACAUUAUAUUAUGCACUUCGGUUAAAUAAUUUGAUAACAAAUGAAAAAAUAUGGCUUACUCGAACAAAAUGUAUGACGGAUGUGCUUGCUUAUAUUUGGAAUGCGAAUUGCACGAACGUUCAAUGUCCCAACUAUGCACAAUUAGGUAAUCAACAGCAAAAGGUUGGUAAAUAUAUUUCAAAUAGCGUGUGGCGGGUUGAGUUGCGUGUAAGGUAUAUUCCAAGUAAUAUAAAUACUCUAUAUAAAGAAGACAUCAUAACUUGCUACAACUUAUUUGAUCAGAUACAUCAGGAUUAUAUUGAAUCAAAUAUAUCUGCUGAUAUUGAAGUGGCUACACAAAUUGGUUGUUUUUGCAUUCGUUAUUAUUUAAAAACUAAUGUAACGAAGUCUAUGGAUAGGAAGCAACAUGUUGACUUUGUCGAAAAAGAAGUUGGUCUAAAUCUAUUUUUUCCGAAAGCUGUGAUACAUUCAAUAAAGCCAAAGAAUCUUAAAAAAAUGAUACAGUCCACAUACAAGAAGUUGUAUAAUUAUAGUGAACAGGAGUAUAUUACAAAAUUCUUUGAACUUGUUAGUACAUUAUACAAUUAUAAUUAUGAAAAAUUUGCCGUGACAUUAAGCUCAGCUUGGAAUAUAUCGGGAAUAUUUUACGUUGGCUACGAUAUUGGAAUCUCGUACCAAACUCAUCCUCAAGCAAGCAUAACAAUGGUUGCAUUUUUCACUGAUAUUAAAAUGAUAACAACAUAUACUCUACCCAAAGAAAAUCCAACAAAUGAUUCUUCCACUUCUAUUGAAGCCACUGAUAUAAGAUGUAAUUGUCGUGAGUUAAAAAUUCAAAUACGAAUCACAACAUUUAGUAAUGAUGAGGAUUUAAUUGUUACUUGUGAUGGUCUUACGACUGCUGACAGCAUUGCGGAUCUUAUUGAUGGUUACUGCCGUUUAAUUAGCAACAAUUUGGAAUAUAAAGUUUGGCAGCCAUACCAGUCAAAAAUAGGAAACCUAAAUGAAACCAAUUGCUUAGAGAAUUUAUCAACUGGUAUUGAUGAUAUCGAUAAUAGUAGUAAAAAUACUAUAAAUUCAAGCGGUUCAGAUAAAAAAUCGACUAAGAAGCCAGAAUUAUCCGAAGACUAUGCAGAAAUUGGUUUAGUUGAAGAAGAGGGAGAUUAUUCAACUCCUACUGUUCGAAAUUAUGAAUUGGAUCGGAAUCAAAUUACGUUGAAUGAUGUAAUUGGUGUUGGGCAAUUCGGCGAUGUUCAUAUUGGCACAUUCCAUAUAAAAAAUAGUGGCAAAAAGAUGCAAAACUUAAAAAAUAAAAAUGACAUCAUUGAUACCAAAUUAUCGACAGUAAUACAAGUAGCAGUAAAAACUUGUAAAACCACUGAAGAGUCUGAAAAUUCAGAUCAUUUCUUAGAGGAAGCAUAUAUUAUGCAGAAGUUUGAUCAUCCUCAUAUAAUUCGUCUUAUUGGUAUCUGCAGCUCCUCUCCGAUCUGGAUCGUUAUGGAGUUAGCGAAACUUGGUGAAUUGCGAUCUUAUCUUAAAACUAAUAGUGAAAGAAUGAAGAGAGAAACUUUAAUAUUAUAUUGCUAUCAACUGUCAACAGCUUUAAGCUAUUUGGAAUCUAAGAAGUUUGUUCAUAGAGAUAUUGCAGCCCGGAAUGUUUUAGUCAGUUCACCAACAUGUAUUAAGCUUGCUGACUUUGGUCUUUCACGUUGGGUAUCUGAUCAAUCAUACUAUCACUCGAGUAUGUGUAAACUUCCAAUUAAAUGGAUGGCACCAGAAUCAAUUAAUUUUCGUAGGUUUACAACAGCAAGUGAUGUUUGGAUGUUUGGAGUUUGUUGUUGGGAAAUAUUGAUGCUAGGCGUUAAACCAUUUCAUGGUAUUAAGAACAAUGACGUUAUUACUAAAUUAGAAAAUGGGGAACGUUUACCACUGCCGAAUAAUUGUCCUCCUCGUUUAUAUUCGCUUAUGUCCCAAUGCUGGAUGUUUGAACCAACUAAAAGACCAAAUUUUAAAAGAAUCAAGGAA
Molecule: messenger RNA, 2378 nt
Organism: Teleopsis dalmanni
Lineage: Eukaryota; Metazoa; Arthropoda; Insecta; Diptera; Diopsidae
Product: focal adhesion kinase 1-like
Exons: 13
Biological process (GO): protein phosphorylation
Cellular component (GO): cytoskeleton
Molecular function (GO): protein tyrosine kinase activity; ATP binding
Source: RefSeq, a predicted model, not a curated record